GCCUUCAUUGGCGGUAUCAGAGGAAAUACAGCACUUUAACCGUUCAUCUCGUCCUUUCGGGUUUCCACAUGCGACCCAGUCUUCAUGAAUCAUAUCCCACCCCGGCCUCUUUUCGUUCCCAUACACCCUCCGUCACGGCGAUCCUCGGCUGUGUCCUAUUUUCGUCAUAGCUCCAUCGCGUCGCGAUUCACAUUCAGGUGAAUAUGGAUCUUCAGGGUGUUGGAGCUGUUGUCCAGUGUUUCGGCCCAUGGCUCAUCUGUAUAAAGCUUGUUGCACAUCUUCUCCCCUACCUCGCCAUGUCCCUUGAGAGCUUGAUAGAGUGAGACGUCAUCUCGAACACAGUCAUUCGUUCUUCUGUCGGAAAUUCACAGCAUCCGCAACCAUGGCUCAUCGUCUUCCAGACUGCUCCAAGCUGCGGCUCUUCAGCAAGAGCGUGUCUGUUGGCUCGUCCUUCUUCACGCCCGCGCCUCUUGUCGGCUACGCUGCUCUUCGCCAUCCUCGUGCCAUCUCGACAAGCAACACCUCCAAGAAGCCGGCUGUCGCCAUCCCUACCGGCCCCGUCUCUCCUCUCGUUCCCGCAACUCAUGUUGGUACUUCUUCGGCUUCGACUUCGGAGGUUAGGGAUGGAAAUGCCUUUGCCACUCUGCCGCUCACAUGGCCCCACGACGGUUGGAAAGAAAACGUUCUCUUGAAUGUGGUUCCCAGCCAUCGCGAGCCGAGGACUUUCGGUGACUGGGUGGCCUGGAAGAUUGUCCGCACAUGCAGAUUCUGGAUGGAUCUCGUCACAGGCAUGCGUCCUGAGCAGCAGGUUGACUCCAAGAAUCCCACAACGGCUUUAGCUGCCAGCAAGCCCCUGACUGAGCGCCAAUGGCUCGUCCGCUUCAUCUUCCUCGAGUCAAUUGCUGGUGUUCCUGGCAUGGUUGCCGGGGGCUUGCGCCACCUUCAGUCCAUUCGCCGUUUCCAGCCUGACCAGGGCUGGAUCAAGUCUCUUCUCGAGGAGUCCUACAAUGAGAGAAUGCACCUCCUCACCUUUCUCGAGAUGUACAAGCCCGGCUGGUUCAUGAGACUCGUCGUACUCGGUGCUCAGGGUGUCUUCUACAACGCCAUGUUCAUCUCGUACCUCCUCUCUCCCAAGAUUUGCCACCGCUUCGUCGGCUACCUCGAGGAAGAGGCCGUUCACACUUACACCCGCUGCUUGCUUGAACUUGACCAUGGCUGCCUCAAGAGGUGGUCUGACCCCAACUUCCGCAUCCCUGACAUUGCUGUUCGCUACUGGAACAUGCCCGAGGGCCACAGGACCAUGAAGGACCUCAUUCUCUACGUUAGAGCUGACGAGGCUUCCCACCGUGGCGUCAACCACACAUUUGGCAACCUCGACCAGGUCACUGACCCCAACCCCUUCAUGGAGUGCCCCGGUGGUGGAGUCGUCAAGGCCUUCCCCAAGCACCUCUCCGUUACAAGGCCGGCUGGUCUGGAGCGUGAAGAGGUUGUCAGCAAGGAGACCCACUAAACACCCAGCGCCACAAAUGAAGAUAUCUUGUUGAAGCCACAAGGCAACGCACAACUGUCCCUUCUUCCUCGGCUUGGAGAGGACUCAGUGGACCACCAGCCCCUGUAUUUCCUUGUUCCUUCCAUCCGGGACCUGGUGGAGUAAGA
Neurospora hispaniola is the source of this 1656-nucleotide messenger RNA. Its product is annotated as alternative oxidase mitochondrial precursor. Gene Ontology annotation, biological process: alternative respiration. Bases 383 to 1510 code for a protein of 375 amino acids. Gene Ontology annotation, cellular component: mitochondrion. The record is from RefSeq and is a predicted model, not a curated record. NCBI's taxonomy places the organism in Eukaryota, Fungi, Ascomycota, Sordariomycetes, Sordariales, Sordariaceae. The transcript is spliced from 4 exons. Gene Ontology annotation, molecular function: alternative oxidase activity.